UUUGUUAUCAGCUUCCUUCUAAACAGUACGGAGGCAGCAACAAUGGAUUUCUUCGACGAAGACAGGCCUAGAUUCGUCUUCCAAUCUCGUCCUUCUUCUUCUUCUCACACGACGGAGGAAGAAGAAGAACCUAAAAUCCCUAACAAGAUCUUUAUAUCAAUCUCCGUCGCUGUUUCUCUCAUCAUACUGUCUCUCUCCUUCUUCUACUUCGAAUCCGAGCCUGCCAAAUCGCUUCUCCUAUGGCUUGCCCUCUCCUUCCUCGUCGGUCCUUUCGCUCCUAGCUCGAUCACCGGUGGUAAGAUUCGCGUCGGUUAUGGCCAGAUCUUGGAGCCAGAGCAGAUCCAUGAUGAGUCAUCGACUGAUAACGAACGCGAAUCGAGGAGGAAGUCUGUGAAUAAACGAUCUAAAGGGACGACGAAGCAAGACAAUACGCCGGAGAAUGCUUCUACGGUGACGGAAGCUUCGAGAAAAGUGGCGACUCCGAAGUCUAAGGAGAGUGGAUCUGUGAAUGAAACCAAAGAUUGGAGUGAAGAAGAAAUCGAGCUUUUGAAGAAGCAGUUGAUUAAGCAUCCAGCUGGUAAGCCUGGGAGAUGGGAAGUGGUGGCUUCAGCGUUCGGAGGAAGAUACAAGACAGAGAAUGUGAUCAAGAAAGCCAAAGAGAUCGGAGAGAAGAAGAUAUAUGAGAGUGAUGAUUAUGCUCAGUUUCUGAAGAAUAGGAAAGCUUCGGAUCCUAGAUUGGUUGACGAGGAUUCUGGAGCUGGUGGUGAUGAUGAUGAUGAAGCUAAUAAGGAAACUUGGAGUAAUGGAGAAGACAUUGCACUGCUCAAUGCUCUGAAAGCUUUUCCUAAGGAAGCAGCUAUGAGAUGGGAGAAGAUUGCAGCUGCUGUACCUGGGAAGACCAAGGCAGCUUGUAUGAAGAGAGUUACUGAGCUUAAAAAAGGGUUUAGGAGCUCCAAAACUCCAGCCAAUUAGCUAGAGGAGAAGGAAGCCAAUGAGGGUAGACAUCUGUUUGGAUUAUGGCAAAUACCAUGAGAGGAAGAACAAACAGUUUUGCUGUCGCUACUUGAUUGUAUUGAUACAAGAUCCAGAAGUAAUCAAGAGUUAUGCAGGAAGUUUUCUUUAGAGACAAACAAGCAAGCAUCUUAAUAUGCCAAAGAUGAAAUUAACAUAGAUUCAUAAGUUAUUCUUUACUUCGACCUUUGAUUCGAAUUACCAAACUUGGGCAUCUGUGUAUCCUUUUACUAGGGAAAUAUAAAAACAAAUACCCUAAAUCCACACUUAAAUAUUCAUAUAUCAAUUCAAAGGCUACGAAUCCUAA
Camelina sativa (false flax) is the source of this 1318-nucleotide messenger RNA. Its product is annotated as transcription factor MAMYB. Gene Ontology annotation, cellular component: cytosol. Gene Ontology annotation, biological process: regulation of translational fidelity; 'de novo' cotranslational protein folding. The record is from RefSeq and is a predicted model, not a curated record. NCBI's taxonomy places the organism in Eukaryota, Viridiplantae, Streptophyta, Magnoliopsida, Brassicales, Brassicaceae. Gene Ontology annotation, molecular function: ribosome binding; Hsp70 protein binding.